Perkinsus marinus ATCC 50983 is the source of this 951-nucleotide messenger RNA. RefSeq lists its product as hypothetical. NCBI's taxonomy places the organism in Eukaryota, Perkinsozoa, Perkinsida, Perkinsidae. Gene Ontology annotation, cellular component: nucleus. Bases 1 to 951 code for a protein of 316 amino acids. Gene Ontology annotation, biological process: regulation of transcription by RNA polymerase II; chromatin remodeling. The record is from RefSeq and is a predicted model, not a curated record. Gene Ontology annotation, molecular function: transcription coactivator activity; chromatin binding. The transcript has 9 exons.
AUGCAGGUUCUCGAGGCUGAUGGGCACUGCUCUGUGAUGAACCCCAUGGCUGACCACGAUGGUCCGGUGGUGGACUCGGUCCUGGGCAAGAGGAAAAGAAGCGUUGCUGCAGCAGCCUCUAGUGAUGUUGAUAAGUUCAUACCAGGCUAUACGCCAAGAAGAGGGGACUUCGAAGUGGACUACGAUGACUGCGCGGAACUCCUUCUCGCAGAUAUGGAGUUCAACCCCUCAGAUCGACCCGAGGACACCAAAAUCAAGGCUGAUGUCCUGUUGGCCUACAACGCGCGGUUGUCCCUUCGUGAGGAAAUGAAGCGUUAUGUUGUGGCUCGACAGAUGGUUCUGCAACAGCCGCCGUGCAGUGCAUCAGCGGGGGGUGGGGGAGUUCCUGCACCCCCUCCUGUGAAUGCACAUACGCGUGCAGGGCAAAUCUUGAGUCGACUUCUCCGACCUGUGGAAAGGUUUUUUGAUUCAAAGGACGACUGUGAGGAGUUCAAACAAUUACUGUUGGAGGAACAGAGGAUCGAACACAGGCUAGAGGAGCUGGAAGGGAUCAAGUCGGAGGAGACGGCCUCUAUCGAUGCACCAGCACGUCAAGGCACCAUACCAGAUGCAUGGAUGAGGAAACAUGUUCUUAGGAAGCGACGAGUCAAUAAGGAUAUUGUGAAAUCCGAGUGUGUCAAGAAUCUAGGCGAGCAGGAACUUGCGUGGUGUGAAGAGGUUGAUGUAUCACCACAUCACUUCGCACUAGUCCGGGAUGCACUCGUACGCGAAGCCCUGAAGGGCACGGCCGGAGGAGGAGGAGGAGGAGCUCAAUUGGUGCUGAAGAUCUCUCGAGCCGAGCCUCUUAGUCGUACAUUCAAAUUCGAACUGGAAGAUGCAGGAGAGAACGCUCACGUUAUGGCCCCUCGGAACCCCGAGCGAGCGUCCCCAGCGGCUACUGCAGGCGGCUGA